Messenger RNA from Zychaea mexicana, 546 nucleotides. RefSeq names its product 60S ribosomal protein L18-B. The coding region runs from base 1 to 546 and encodes 181 amino acids. Lineage: Eukaryota; Fungi; Mucoromycota; Mucoromycetes; Mucorales; Lichtheimiaceae. Gene Ontology annotation, molecular function: RNA binding; structural constituent of ribosome. Gene Ontology annotation, cellular component: cytosolic large ribosomal subunit; ribosome. Gene Ontology annotation, biological process: translation. The transcript is spliced from 3 exons. The record is from RefSeq and is a predicted model, not a curated record.
AUGGGUAUUGACCUUAAGCACCACCACGUGAAGAACACAAACCGUACCGCUCCCAAGUCGGAGAACGUGUACCAGGCUUUGUUGGUCAAGCUCUACCGUUUCUUGGCUCGCCGUACUGAUGCCAACUUUAACAAGGUUGUGUUGAAGCGUCUCUUUAUGUCGCGCAUCAACCGUCCUUCCGUCACCGUCUCGCGCUUGGUCAAGACUGCUCAGGAAGGCAAGACCACGGUCGUUGUCGGUUCUGUCACCGAUGACUCGCGUCUUUUGGAAGUUCCUAAGCUUUCCGUUGCCGCUCUUCGUGUCACAAAGACCGCCAAGGCCAAAAUCUUAAAGGCCGGUGGUGAGAUCCUUACCUUGGAUCAACUGGCUCUCCGUGCCCCCACGGGUUCCAACACUGUCUUGAUCCGUGGUGCCAAGAACAGCCGUGAGUCCGUCAAGCACUUUGGCAUGGGCCCUCACAAGAACAAGAAGCCCUUUGUCCGCUCCAAGGGCCGCAAGUUCGAGCGUGCUCGUGGUAAACGCCAGAGCCGUGGUUUCAAGGUCUAA